This is a messenger RNA of Rhinichthys klamathensis goyatoka, 833 nucleotides long. RefSeq names its product troponin I type 2b (skeletal, fast), tandem duplicate 2 (gene tnni2b.2). The transcript is spliced from 7 exons. Bases 103 to 633 code for a protein of 176 amino acids. Gene Ontology annotation, biological process: muscle contraction. Lineage: Eukaryota; Metazoa; Chordata; Actinopteri; Cypriniformes; Leuciscidae. Gene Ontology annotation, cellular component: troponin complex. The record is from RefSeq and is a predicted model, not a curated record.
GAAUGCUAUCAAAACCCUCUUUCAGUAGAGAGGCCACCCGCAGUUCUUCAUCUAUCCUGUUACCCAGAUUUUCUUAAAGAAGAGCAAAACAAGCCUGCCAUCAUGUCUGAAAAAAAGAUGACCUCAAGCCGUCGGCAUUAUCUCAAGAGUUUGAUACUGGGUAUAGCCAAGGACCUGCUGGAGGCUGAGGUAAAGCAGAUAGAGGAGGACAGAAUUCACUAUAUGGAGGAGAAAUGUCCUCCUCUGUCUCUGCCUGGCUCUGCACAGGAAUUACAGGAUCUGUGCAAACAGCUUCAUCUGCAGAUUGAUGUGGUGGACGAGGCGAGAUAUGACAUGUCUGUUAAAGUGGCCAAAAGUGACAAAGAGAUUGAGGAUCUGAAGAUAAAGGUUCAGGACCUGAUAGGUAAAUUCAAGAAACCUGCUCUGAAGAAAGUGCGAAUGUCUGCUGAUGCCAUGCUGCAGGCCCUGCUGGGCUCCAAACACAAAGUGUCCAUGGACCUGAGAGCCAACCUCAAACAGGUCAAGAAAGAGGUCAAGGAGGAGGAUAAGGAGGCAGUGGGAGACUGGCGUAAGAACAUCGAGGAUAAGGCUGGUAUGGGUGGCAGGAAGAAGAUGUUUGAAUCCGAGGCUUAAACAGGCAGCCAUUUUCCUUUUGGAGUUGACUUCUGAUGGAUAUUCUGUUGUUGCAAAUUUUGCUGUCAAAAAAGUGCUUUUGCGUCCAAACUUCACAUCCAACAAGCAGUAACUAAGUUAAUCAUAGUAUUCAGAAUGUCAUCAUGUACUACAUGAAUGAUACAUGAACUCACCCUAACAAAUAAAAAUGAGAAAAUGAA